This is a messenger RNA of Ustilago hordei, 414 nucleotides long. RefSeq lists its product as uncharacterized. NCBI's taxonomy places the organism in Eukaryota, Fungi, Basidiomycota, Ustilaginomycetes, Ustilaginales, Ustilaginaceae. The transcript is spliced from 2 exons. The coding region runs from base 1 to 414 and encodes 137 amino acids. The record is from RefSeq and is a predicted model, not a curated record.
AUGAAGGCUGUGUGCUGUGUGGUGGUGGUGGUUUGGGUGAAUGGAAGUGGUAGUGAGAAGGGAGGGAGUGAGGUAGGAAGAGGUGCACUAGAUAGCGGCGAAUGCACAAAGAGCGAGGACAGACAGGGCCCUUGCAACCCGAGAAGGGUGGGCACCACGGUCUGCAGUGAGAAAGCAAAGCCGUUGGCGAGAGCGCCAGAAAAUUUCCAUGAGGAAAAGAAAGCGAAAAGGCAGAAAGUCGACUCUUUCGAUUGCGGUGGCGUUGUGUAUGGCACUACUGUCCAGUUGCGGUUCAGGAGCAGCGUCAGAAACACGGCACACCGAGACAGAGUUGGCGAGCUUCGUGAGCAAGGCAUAGGUGGGCUAGAUAGUCACAAGGUCACAGUCAGGGUCGACAGGAAAGACAGAGCCUAG